This is a messenger RNA of Cherax quadricarinatus, 2796 nucleotides long. Lineage: Eukaryota; Metazoa; Arthropoda; Malacostraca; Decapoda; Parastacidae. The record is from RefSeq and is a predicted model, not a curated record.
GAUACGUACAAUUCCUGGGACGAGGUACGAAAUCCGGAGCAAAAUUUUGCCCAAAAAAGUGUUCCAUAUCCGAAACGUCUGAUAUCCGGUACGUGCGAAAUCUGGGGUUCCACUGUAAUUGUAAAAUAUGAAAUGACCAGUAUUUCUUUCUAGUGAUAUAGCAAUGCUCAGUGGGUAUAACAAAGACCCAUUGUGAUCACUGUAAUCCUGUUUUUUUUUGUGUUACAGUUCACAGGAUGAGCAUGGAGUGCACAAUAAACUGGAUGCUCAGGCUGCACAACUAAAAACUGUAUGACAUGGAAGAUAAGUUGCAGAUUCAGUAUUCAGUUAAAUCAAAGGCACCCACUGCUAGGGCAACCUUACUCUAUGCUGAGCAUGAUCUUAUGGAUGGAGGAGACUCUUCUUCGGAGAAUUAUCAAAAGAGAUCAGAGCCACAUGGAGACAAGCUGGACCAGCAGGUAGAUCAUGUUCAAUUCCAUAUGGCCACAGUUGCUGAAGGGGCAGUAUCCACAGCAUCACAUUCCAGAAUAGUUUCUCCAUUGGAUGAGGAACCCAAGUAUCAUAAAAUUAUGUCUGAAACUACAACACACUAUCCCCUGGUGCAGAGAGUUCCAUUGAGAAAGAUAAGAAAUGUGACUGUGAAUAUUAUUACCUCCCCCAGUUUACUUGAAAAUACCACUGUUCAAGAAGUGGAGGAGUUGCUCCCAGAAAAGUUUUUUGAGAGGCUAAAAUCUCUGAGAAACAAAGUGUUUAAUCUGGCUGAAAAAAUAGAAAAGAUGAGGUCAGGUGGAGAUAUAAGUUACUUAAUAAAUGAGCUUCAAGAUGAUUCAAAGCCCCUAAUCCACUUAUAUAAUAUCUUGAAAGGUGGAUCAUAUGGUGCUGUGAACACCACAGAGGAUAUGCCCCAACUUGGUUACAUGGGAUAUAAAACUGAUCUUUCAUCAUUAUCUAUGCAUGAAGAGAAUAUAAAUUCUUCUGUUAGAACUGAUGGCCAGGAUUCAUUUAUUCAAAUGAUUAAUUUCUUUAGACAUAAACAGACAGAAAGAAAUGAUGGCCCUCAAGUAGGUAAAAAUAUGUCUAAUACUGUUUCAUCACAAACUAAUGAAACUGAUAAUGUAUUUGGGGUGACGGUGCAGGAUAAUGGUAGUACGAAUCUGCCAAGACAAGUUGAUAAACUAAGAGAAUUUUUGAUAAAGGUGAAUGCUAGUCAAAAGGGCGAUGAGGAUAUGUUUUUGAGACCCAACAGUGAAGACUUGAACCUGACUCUGGAUUCCCUUUGGGAGCUGCUGCUGCAACAGAACAAGCUUUACAGAAACAUAAAUAUCUCACAAGAAAUUGAUAAAGCAAGAGUAGCAUCAUACUCCACACUAGGAUUGGGUAGUGCUGAGGAUACAGUUGAAUUAACUACUCCAUCAUCACCACCACCAGCAGUGGCCACCUCAAAGUCUCUUAGCUCUUUAGAAAUAACUGUAUUGCCCUUAGAAUCUGUUGUCACCACAAAGAAAGCAAACUUUUCAACCUCCUCAACAAUGAUGACUACAUUGGAGCCUGUUACCCUCAGACAGAUGUCAAGUUCUUCCACUAAAGAGGCUAAUACCACCUCUUCACAAGCACAGACCACUUCAGAACCUGUUGCCCUCACAGAGAUGGUAAUCUCCACCAUAGAAAAAACAGACCCCUCCACCUCAGUGACACAGGGUACUUCAGUGUCUACUACCCUUAUAGAGAUGUCCCUCUCUUCUGCCUCAGAGCUUUUUUUCACAGAGAAGACCAACCCCUCCACCUCAUCACAGCCUACUGUUACUGCUGAAAAGAAUGAAAGAUUAUAUAAUAUAUCUAAGGAACAAACUGAAGUGCCUGAAACUGUUGCAACUGAAUUCACUCCUAAUGGAAUUACCUCACCUGAUGUGGAUAAAGCAACACUUCUAACCACCAUAAAGUGGACAGCCCCACCUAGGAAGUUUGAGAAAGCCAGCAAGAUGUCUCUCGCAGGGACACAGACAGAAAUAUACCAUGACCACACUGUGUUGCUGAUUGCUUUAUUGGUGGCUGGAUUGGCAUCUGUGUAAUUUUGUUUGGGAGUUGCCACGAUAUUCCGUGACCAUCGAAAAGAGAGGGAAAGGGAAAGAGUCCAUGUCCGUUGCCAGCAACCUCGUUACAGUCACUACAUGCCUUCAGAAAGGUAGAACUUGAUUUACUGUACUAUACAAAACUAAUUUGGCUUGCAUUCAAUUUUAAGGCUUGUAAACUAAAAAUCUUUAUUAUAGGAUGGUAUAAUGGUGUUGAUAAAAUUAUAACCUAAAUUUCAUGCUUUUAAGUUUGCUGAUAACAUGUGGAUUCAUUAUGUUACCCAUUUUAGAUAUUCAUGUUUGUAAAUUUAAACCUGCAGAACUUUAAUUAAUUUUUAUGAAUUUCAGUUUUUUCAUACUUUAAAACUUGCACAGAUUACCAAUUACAAUUAAUUGGUAGGUGUUAAUUUUUUUUCAUUAUGAAAACUAUGAAUUUGCUGGUUCUGUAUAACUUGGGAGCAUUUGGAUUGUUAUUUAGAUCACUGUUUAAUGAUAUUUAAGCAGAUACAAAUAUAUCAAUUUAGAAUUGUUAUAAAUCUGGCAAUAAUUUAAGAUAGCAUUUUUUUUAACCCUUCAUGAAAAAAAGAGUGCUAUAACUGGAACAAAUUAACAAUAGCGUAUAGUAACCAAUACAGUACCCUUAAUUAAAUCUCUCCACAAAGCCAUAAGAUUUUUGUGGAUUAUGAAGUUAAGUUUAAAUUCUAUAAUUUUCCAAACAAAACUACGU